Melanotaenia boesemani (Boeseman's rainbowfish) is the source of this 1098-nucleotide messenger RNA. It is a transcript of the gene npy2r, whose product is annotated as neuropeptide Y receptor Y2. The transcript has a single exon. Gene Ontology annotation, molecular function: neuropeptide Y receptor activity. The record is from RefSeq and is a predicted model, not a curated record. Gene Ontology annotation, biological process: G protein-coupled receptor signaling pathway. Bases 1 to 1098 code for a protein of 365 amino acids. Gene Ontology annotation, cellular component: membrane. Lineage: Eukaryota; Metazoa; Chordata; Actinopteri; Atheriniformes; Melanotaeniidae.
AUGGAUACAGAAGAUCAGCUAAACAUGACUCUAGUAGAAGAUUCUCGACUUGAAGGAAAAUCUUUCAACUGCUGCUCAAUAGUUUCCUCAGAUGACGACAGCCUUUUGAAGCUGGAUGACAGCACAAAGCUGGUUGGCGUUCAGGUUAUUCUCAUCCUUGCGUACAGCACAAUCAUCUUGUUUGGAGUCACUGGAAACUCCUUGGUGAUAUACGUUGUCUACAAGUUUAAAAAUCUACGAACUGUGACUAACUUCUUUAUUGUUAACUUAGCUGUAGCUGACUUGCUAGUUAACACACUGUGUUUGCCUUUCACCCUUGUCUACACACUCUAUGAUGGGUGGAUGUUUGGUCAGAUUUUAUGUUUUAUGCUGCCUUUUGCUCAAGGCAUGGCCGUGCACGUCUCUACAAUCACCUUGAAUAUCAUUGCUCUGGACCGGCACAGGAGCAUUGUCCAUCACAUGGAGACCAAGAUGUCCAAAGACAUGUGUACCGCAGUUAUUGUCAUCUCGUGGGCCAUCAGCGCCUUGCUGGCUAGUCCACUCGCCAUUUUCAGGGAGUAUGGAUCCUUUGAUCUUUCAUCGGAUGAGUCUAUUCAGGUGUGCACAGAGAAGUGGCCAGGAAGCAGCAUGAAUGGGAGGAUCUAUAGUUGGUCAAUGCUUCUGGUUCAGGUUGGUGUACCUUUAGCCAUCAAUUCUGUUGCCUACAUCCGCAUCUGGAACAAACUGAAGAGCCACAUGACUCUCGGCCGAAAUGACCAUCAGCGCCGGAAGAAGACGACCAAGAUGAUGCUGACCAUGGUGGUGGUCUUUGCUAUCAGCUGGUUGCCUUUCCAUGCAUUUCAGUUGGCAAUUGACAUUGACAGCACAGUCCUGCAUAUGAAGGACUUCAAGCUGCUUUUCACAGUGUUCCAUAUCAUUGCUAUGUGCUCGACUUGUGUCAAUCCCAUCCUGUAUGGGUGGAUGAACAACAACUACAGGACUGCCUUCAUGUCUGUGUGCAAGUGUCGUGUUCCUUUAAGUUCAAAAUACACCAAAAGCAGAAAGGCACAACAAGAUGAUGACAGGGUUUGUACUGACUUUAGAUCAACAAAUGUCUAA